UCCCGGGCUGGGAUUUAAGGUUCAACCCGGUUGGACUGGGAAAGCUUGGACUUGCUUACUUCCGGCGAGGAAGUGUUGCGAAGUGUAGGCUUCGGUUUUCUCGCCGUUGGUUAAAAACCCAUCUUCCCACCCUUGACUGCGGGAGCUUCCAAGGAGAAGCUCCCCGCGACUGGGGCCUUGAUGAAAGGGUUUGGGUUUGGGGUCCCGAUAGGGGUCCUGCCCCUAACCUUGGUCGGGUCGGUCCUGGUGUCUCCAGGUCAGGAGUGAUUCCGAGGAAUCCACGUCCAAAUCCGUACUUAAAAUUGUCUUCUCUUCGGGACCAAUGAAAUCUCCCGUUGAUUUGUCAAGCUCUUGUGGCUUGAAGGACAGGACUAAUUUUGACCGUGGUAAUGUUUUUGACCCCUGUUCUGACUUAAGUUUGGCUUAUGGUAGUAAGAAGGAGCGGCUGCUUCAGGACUAGUUAUAGGUUGGGCACUAAUGAAAGUGACCUUCAGAAGAAUUUAAAGAACGGAUAACAGAUUUCAUCAGUGUGAUAGAGCUAACCUGGAGAGACAUCCCUCUAAGUUGGAAUGAUAAUGACAGGAUCUGGGGAAGUUAUAGACUUAGACCCUCCAGCUGAGAUCUCACAAGAGCAAGACGACCUUCUAAUAGUGAAGGUGGAAGAAGAAGACUGCACCUGGAUGCAGGAGUACAGUCCGCCCAUGUUUGAGACUUUUUACCAGCGUUUCAAGCACUUCCAGUACCAUGAGGCAUCUGGCCCCCGGGAGGCACUCAGCCAGCUCCGGGUGCUCUGCUGUGAGUGGCUGAGGCCGGAGUUGCACACCAAGGAGCAGAUCCUGGAGCUGCUGGUCCUGGAGCAGUUCCUGACCAUCCUGCCUGAAGAGUUUCAGACCUGGGUGAGAGAACAUCACCCAGAAAGUGGAGAAGAGGCUGUGGCAGUGGUAGAAAAUAUACAGAGAGAACUAGAGGAACGCAGACAACAGAUUGUGGCAUGUCCUGAAGUGCUUCCUCAGAAGAUGGUACCGCCCGGGCCGGUGCAGGAGUCCUUCGCUCACCCGCUCCUGUCUGUGGACAUCCAGCCUGAACAAGAGUCACAGAAACCUCAUCUUCUAGAGGAUAAUGCCCUUCCUGCUCUCCAAGUUUCUUCCCUUCCCCUGAAGGACAGCCAGGAGCUGACUGCCUCACUCCUCUCAGCUGGGUCCCAGAAAUUGGUGAAAAUUGAAGAUGUGGCUGAUGUGGCUGUAUCCUUCAUCCUGGAGGAAUGGGAACAUUUGGACCAGUCCCCGAAGUCCCUCUAUAGGGGUGACAGGAAGGAGAAUUAUGGGAGUAUUACUUCCAUGGAUUAUGAGUCUGGGAAUGACAAUAUGGAACUCAUAGUGAAGCAGAUUUCUGAUGAAGCUGAAUCGCACUGGAUGACAUCAGGAAGCACUGAUGGAAAUGUUCCCCACAGUCAAGAGUUUGGAGAAGUUAGUGGCCUUCAUGGCCUCGUUGAAAGGUGGCAGGUAACCCCCACUGUGGGGAAAUCAAGGCAGAACCCUUCCCAGAAAAGAGAUCUUGGUGCCAUCACAGACAAUGACCGUAAGCAAAACCCAAGUGGUGAGAGAGGUCACAAAUGUAAUGAUUGUGGUAAAUUUUUCCUUCAAGCCUCAAACUUCAUUCAACAUCGGCGAAUCCAUACUGGAGAAAAACCAUUUAAGUGUGGUGAAUGUGGGAAAAGCUAUAAUCAGCGUGUACACCUUACCCAGCAUCAGCGAGUCCACACUGGUGAGAAACCCUAUAAAUGUCAGGUGUGCGGAAAAGCCUUCCGUGUAAGCUCCCACCUCGUCCAGCAUCACAGCGUGCACAGUGGAGAGAGACCGUACGGAUGCACUGAGUGUGGCAAAAACUUCGGGCGGCACUCCCAUCUGAUCGAGCACCUGAAACGCCACUUCAGAGAGAAAUCCCAAAGAUGCAGUGACAAAAGAAGUAAGACUACAAAAUUGAAUAUGAAGAAGAAAAUUUCAGAAUUUUCAGAAGACUUGAACCUAUCAGGGAGAAUCCAAAGAAAUGUUUCUCAAGAUUUUGGAGAAGGCCAUGAACAAGACAAGUUGGAUAGAAAGCAGGGCAUUCCCAUGAAAGAGAUACGAGGACAACCCUCCUCAAAGAGACUCAAUUUCAGUGAUGUCACGUAUGCCCACAAAAAGUCCUCCACAGGAGAGAGGCCACAUAAGUGUAAUGAGUGUGGAAAAAGCUUUAUUCAGAGUGCACAUCUUAUUCAACAUCAGCGAAUCCACACUGGAGAAAAGCCAUUUAGGUGUGAUGAAUGUGGGAAGAGCUACAAUCAACGUGUGCACCUAACUCAACAUCAACGAGUCCACACUGGUGAGAAACCCUAUACCUGUCAUUUAUGUGGGAAAGCUUUUAGAGUGAGGUCCCAUCUUGUUCAACAUCAGAGUGUGCAUAGUGGGGAGAGACCCUUUAAGUGUAAUGAGUGUGGGAAAGGCUUUGGGAGGCGUUCACACCUGGCUGGGCACCUGAGACUCCACUCUAGAGAGAAAUCUCAUCAAUGUCAUGAAUGUGGAGAAAUAUUUUUCCAAUAUGUUAGUCUAAUUGAACAUCAGGUACUCCACAUGGGUCAGAAAAAUGAAAAAAAUGGCAUUUGUGAGGAAGCAUAUAGUUGGAACCUAACAGUGAUGGAAGAUAAGAAGAUUGAGUUACAAGAGCAGCCUUAUAAGUGUGAUAUAUGUGGCAAAACCUUUAGUUAUAGUUCAGACCUUAUUCAGCACUACCGAACUCAUACUGCAGAGAAAACCUAUAAAUGUGAUAUAUGUAGAGAAAAUGUUAGCCACUGUUCCCACAUAAAACAAUAUCAAAAAACCUAUUCCAACGUGAAGUCACAUCAGUGUAAUGAAUGUGGCAGAGCCUUUACUCUGAAGUCACAUCUUAAUCAACAUCAAAGAAUCCAUACUGGUGAGAAACCCUUUCAGUGUAAAGAAUGCGGAAUGAGUUUCAGUUGGAGUUGCAGCCUCUUUAAACAUCUACGAAGUCAUGAGAGGACAGAGCCCAUAAAUACCUUAAGUGUGUAGAUGUUUCUGUUGUAGAACAGCUCUUACUCGAUUUUAGAGAAGCCUUCCUGAAGAGAAACCCUGCUCCUGUAAAGAAUGUAAUAACAACCUCAAGCCUUUUUUCCCAACUUAUACCAUCAAACUCACAGACAGGUCGAAAUCCUUCAGUUUGAAUUCAGCUUUAGAAACACUGGAGAAUCCACAACAAAUAGAUCUCUGUUUCACCAUUGAGAAAUUCUUUUGUUUACCAUCUUUGCGUUUGAAAAUCUAGACAGGGGAGAGCCUUUGGAUGGCACUCAUUCUUCAUUUGAAGCUCGGAACAUUGACUCUGUGGGAUGCCGUGUGAAUGCAGUAGAUUUAAAUAAGCUUUAUUUGUAGUUUCCACCUUGUUUGAUAGCUUAUCUAUUCAGGGACAAGCACAGUGGGGGAGAGAGAGAGAACUCUUCAGCAUGACGUCUGUUUUGGUACCUCAGCAAUGAACCUUUUUCUAAAAAUGAUUAUCCCAGUACUAUAAUGCUCCUGUUAUUGUUCCAUCUUGAGUAUUAAACUCUGUGAGAAGAAAUUGACUUAAGGUAUUUAUAUAUUUUGUCAGAGUUGGGGUUCAGAGACUGAAUGGUCUAUGUUCCUGCUGCCUUACUCAAUCUACAACUUCUUAAAACAUGUUCCACAUUGUUUUUGUUUCGAUUCUCGUACCAUCAGGGUUAGCUGGUAGAAAGAAUGCAUUUAUCAAGGGAAGAGAAAGAGGAGUAACCUUAGGGGAGUAUAGAAAAUGGCCAAACUGUAGAUUGGUUUCUAAUUCUGUUACCCACAAGAAUGAGGGCAGUUAUGUCCAUAGAAGGAAUUGGACCAAGUUGAAUCUUGGUCUAAGCAGUAUGUGUGUACCCGUUCCCAGUCACCCUGGACACAGAUCUCUCCUAUAGAUAAUAGCAUGUAGAAUGAGUUUCAGUUGGAGUUGCAGCUGAAUUAAAAGUGAAUGGUAAUUGGGAGCAGGGAGGUCAUGGUCUGGUUAGCCCUGCCUGGUGGAAUGGAGUUGUUGAGGAAGGAUGACUUGGGCCUGUUUGCUAGAAAGAGGGAGGGUACUCUGGGUGCUGCUGAAGUCCUGCUUCUGCUGACUGCCUGGCUUAUAAUAAACAUUCAGUAAAUACUCACUGACUGUGUCUGUUGUAUGCUGGUCCCUGUGCAGAUGCGUUUUGCCAAGCUGGCAUGCCCAUCCCCUAGUUGCUCUUGAGACACUAGAGACCUCUUCAGAUGAUGGGGGCUUGCCUCACCCAGGACCUGCCUCCACA
Molecule: messenger RNA, 4330 nt
Organism: Talpa occidentalis (Iberian mole)
Lineage: Eukaryota; Metazoa; Chordata; Mammalia; Eulipotyphla; Talpidae
Gene: ZKSCAN5
Product: zinc finger with KRAB and SCAN domains 5
Exons: 7
Coding region: 570-3065 (831 amino acids)
Biological process (GO): regulation of transcription by RNA polymerase II
Molecular function (GO): RNA polymerase II cis-regulatory region sequence-specific DNA binding; DNA-binding transcription factor activity, RNA polymerase II-specific
Source: RefSeq, a predicted model, not a curated record